Molecule: messenger RNA, 966 nt
Organism: Desarmillaria tabescens
Lineage: Eukaryota; Fungi; Basidiomycota; Agaricomycetes; Agaricales; Physalacriaceae
Product: inorganic pyrophosphatase
Exons: 7
Coding region: 1-966 (321 amino acids)
Biological process (GO): phosphate-containing compound metabolic process
Cellular component (GO): cytoplasm; nucleus
Molecular function (GO): magnesium ion binding; inorganic diphosphate phosphatase activity
Source: RefSeq, a predicted model, not a curated record
AUGGCCUCAAAGCCAAAUACGGCAGAACGACUUGCACAUCAACUCAGACUCCUUUCUUCCCAACCUUCACCAAGAAUGACUUCCCAGUACACUCCUCGUCUCAUCGGUUCUCCUAACACGCUCGAGCAUCGCGUCUUCAUCGAGCAAAAUGGUUCGGUCGUCUCACCUUUCCAUGAUAUCCCGCUCUUUGCAGACCAGAACUCGGGAAUCUUCAACAUGAUCGUUGAGGUUCCUCGCUGGACUAACGCCAAGAUGGAGAUCUCCAAGGAGGAGCCCUUCAACCCUAUCAAGCAGGACAUCAAGAAGGGUAGGUUGCGCUACGUGCGCAACUGUUUCCCCCACCAUGGGUACAUCUGGAACUACGGUGCGUUCCCCCAGACCUGGGAGGAUCCUUCGCAGACCCAUGCUGAGACCAAGGCUAAGGGUGACAACGACCCUCUCGAUGUCUGUGAGAUUGGCGAGCAAGUCGGCUACGUUGGCCAGGUUAAGCAGGUCAAGGUUCUCGGUAUCAUGGCUCUCUUGGAUGAGGGCGAGACCGACUGGAAAGUUAUCGUCGUGGACGUCCAGGAUCCUUUGGCUUCCAAGCUGAAUGAUAUUGAGGACGUAGAAAGGCACCUGCCUGGCUUGAUCAGGGCUACCAACGAGUGGUUCAGGAUCUAUAAGAUUCCUGAUGGAAAGCCCGAAAACACCUUCGCCUUCUCUGGAGAAGCCAAGAACAAGAAGUAUGCUACUGAAAUCGUCCACGAGUGCCACGAAGCCUGGCGUCGUCUCAUCACCGGCGAGAGCCCGGCUAAGACUGCCACUUACGAUCUCUCAAUCCGCAACAUCACUAUCCAGAACUCCCCCGGAUUCAUCCGACGGGAUGACCCCGCAUACACCAGCAUUCCCCCUGACUCCAGGAAGGCUCCUGCUCCCAUCGAUCCAUCCGUCUCUAAAUGGUUCUAUAUUUCUUCUGCCCAGGUUUAG